AGAGAGGCCGCAAGCAUGUCCGCCCAAGCUCAAAUGAGAGCUUUGCUCGACCAGCUCAUGGGAACGGCGAGGGAUGGUUCAGUGUAUCUUUGCCAGCCUACAUCAAUCUGCAAAGGAGUUGCAGAAAAGCCUCAUGUUCAACAAGCCGUUUGGCAAGAAAACUGUUCCCAUUUUAACUUUCCCACAGCCGGUUUAAAAUUCUGCAGCUGAGGGCUUGAAGAUGCAGAAGGGUACAGUAUGUGGUGCAGAUCGCAGUGUGUAUAAACCUACUUUCUGUCAAUGUUUUUUUAAUGUCUGUGAGUGGCUCGGAAAACAUACCCCCAUUGAUUUACAUUUGUUACCUUAUUUACCUUAUUUGACGUAAUUUCUCAUGUGUGGGACGAUUUAUUUUGCUGAAAGCAAAAACUAAGGUUCAUGUGAUUCGUGAGGGAAAUCAGAAACUGUUGCCGCAUUGUACAAUGUAUGAUUUUGUGGCGGUUUUGACAUACCAACCAGCCCAUGGGGGGGGGGGGGGGGGCUGUGCGAUUUAGAAAAAGUCUUGACAUGGGCCAUUUUACAUCACAGUAUUCAUGUGGCAUGAUAUACUUGGUGAAAAAUUACAAUAGUUAUGGCAGUUUUUCUAUCACUCAUUUUUGAAUUGACAUGAAACUAAUCUUCUACACAUUAAAUGUAUCAAGUAGUGCUGCAACUUCAAGCUGGCCAGUGUAAAUAGAAGCAGCACAGUAGCAUGCAAAUUUCUACUCAUUUAAAGAUAUCUAAAGUCUUUUAAUACAUGACUAGUGGUUCGACUUUUAAAAUUGAUUCACAGUGGUACCUCUACUUACGAACGUCUCUACAUACAGAAUUUUCAGGUUAAGACACGCCUUCAUGGGAAAAUAUUGCCUCUUGUUACGAAAGAAAUUUCAGGAUAAGAAAGGUAAAAAUACAGUAUGGCAGGUACUCUCAGCUCCCAGAUUUUACUGAGCGCAACAUACUUGUAGCUGCUCUCCCAUUGGCUAUUGCCUAGCUAGCAUUGUAUCCUCUUCGUUCACCCUUCGUGUUCCGACAGCUUUGGAUGAGUGUCUUAACUUUUAUUCUUUACUCUUCUGGGUUUUUACAUUAUUCACAAUUUUGAUUUUAUGUUUAUUGUGCAGUGUUCUAAUUUUAACAUGUAUUUGUUAUGUGUUGUGAUGUAUUUUUAUGCAUUAGAAAAGAUUUGUCUGAAUUUUGGGUAGCUUGGAAUGGAUUAUGUCAGUAGUCCCCAACCUUUUUUGCAACACGGACCGGUGUAAUAUAGGCUUCUUUUUUUUUUCGCGGACCAGCAAUGUGUGGGGAAAAAAAUGACAGUAAAUAUUAAAUAACACGACAGGGCUAAAAAUGAAUAUUAAAUGCAGGGAAAAUUUCACUCACCAUGCACUGAAUCAACCUUUCUUUAACAGUGGCCUCUACUAAAACUAAAACUUGACAGCAAAUAUCCGUGGUCGCAAGCAUAAUGAGAUUUCUUGGCUUUAGCAAUACGGUGCGCCAUGUGGUAGGAUGCUUACAGUGCAUUCACAUAUUAUGUCACAUAUUAUGCAGAAUGGACUUGGUUGUAGGCUCCUCUUCUGGCUCAGCAGGUGGUCUUUUCCCCAUAAAAGAAGCUGUCCAAAGAAGUCGCCGCCCGCAGCAUAAAGUCAACAGCAGCUAAAGUUACUGUUUACAUUGACAGGCUUUGGGCUGCUAUCGGUGUUCAAACACACCAGUAUUUGAGGCCAACCACUAGAUGGCGACCUACACAAAGCUUUACUCGGAUUAGUCUGUAGAGUAGACCGGGUAUUGAUGCGUCAAGGCCACAGUCACAGGCCAGAUUGCAGUCAUUAACAAAUGUUUUAUUAUUGCUCAGCGGCCAGGUAGCAAAUGCGCCACGGACCGGCCCCUGGUCCGCAGCCCGGUGGUUGGGGAUCACUGGAUUAGGGCAUUUACAUGGAAAAUGCGUCUCUACUUCCAGAAUUUUCAGGUUACGAAGCUUACCAGAACCAGUUAAUUUCGUAAGUAGAUUUACCACUGUAUAUUAAUUUAGCUUAAUACCAUUAGUAAUAAAGUAGUAUUGAUGUUGGAACGAAUUGUGUGUUCUGUGCGAAUUAUAUGGGUCGCUAUUUUCAAUUGCUUACAAAGGUUGGCUGAGGGAGCAAAUUUGCUAACUAUUAGGAAAAUCUUGAUAGCAAUAGGUAGGACUACAACGCCAUUUUGAAUCCCACCAGUGUCUUUUCAGGUUGAAUUCAUUGUAAACACAUAUAAAUGCUGUGUGUUUGUUUGGAUUUGUCAUGCCUGAGGGGAAAAUAAAGAUAAAUGAAUAAAAAUAGUAACAAAUCUGUGCAAAUUGUGCGCUCUGCUGGCCAAAAUGUGCGUUGCGGGAACAGGUCUACUUAUGACGAUAAUGAUAGACGUGUAAAAUGUCUAGAUUCGUUUUGACGAUAUAUAUCAUAUUGUACAGCACUCUUUUACAGAUUUAUAUAGUACCUGCUUUAGACAAUAUUAUUUGAGACGAAAACAAUAGUCAAGUAAGUUGAGACCAAGACAAUUCAAAUAAAAUUAAAAAUCAAUGGCAAUUGACCAGAUUCCUCUAUUUAAUUCAAAGCACAAAGUGCAACAAUCUUGACAUUUUUAGCUAAAAAUUUGUGGAAAAAGUAUAUUUUAGAUUACCUUGGGGUCUUGUCUGCAAGUCUGCGCUGUGUAAUUUUGUAAUAGUGCCUGCUUUACACAAAUAAACCUGCAACAAUUGCACUAACAUGAAUGAAAGGAACUAAAUCAGUGACUGUGGAAAAUGUGGCCAUUCCCAGACUGACAAACCAUUUUUAUCAGAGACCAUUUUGCUUAAGUUUUGACAAUUAGCAAUUAAAACACCAGCAAAUUGGUGGGGCGAUUUCUGCACUAUACAUGAGAAAUUACGGUCAACGCUAGCAAAGAGGCCACUGAGCCUUCAAACAAGCUAAAGUGAGAGUUGAGGCCUGGGUAAGUCACACAAUGAGAUCACGCGUUGUCUCAUGUAACUUCAAACGUACGCCAAUUAUGAAUUAUUGGCUUAUGACUAGCUCGGUGCGGGACUAAUGACCGAGAAGCUCUAUUGAUUUACUCCCCACUAUUCAACAGUGGGCUCAGAGUCUUUGAACGCAGUUCUUGCGACCCGGCACGACACAGUCGUCUGCUGUCAAAAUGUCAGUCAGAUAAGUGCAAAGCACAUGUAUGGCCCCUGCUGGUCAAUACAUGAGGUCCUUCUCACUGGACUUCUUCCCAACUCUUUCAGGGGACGAGACGCGGCAGAGGGUCAAGUACUCGGACGAGCGAGUCUGCAAAAGUCACCUACUGGACUGCUGCCCACACGACAUCCUGUCGGGAACCCGAAUGGACCUGGGAGAGUGCACAAAGAUCCACGACCUGGCGCUUCGAGCUGACUAUGAAAUUGCUUCCAAGGAGCGAGAGCUCUUCUUUGAGCUGGACGCGGUGGACCACUUGGAGUCUUUCAUCGCAGACUGUGACCGCAGGACGGAAGUGGCCAAGAAACGCUUGGCGGAAACUCAAGAAGAGAUCAGUGCAGAAGUGGCGGCCAAGGCAGAGAAGGUCCACGAGCUGAACGAGGAAAUCGGAAAGCUCCUUGCUAAGGCCGAGCAACUCGGCGCCGAGGGAAAUGUGGACGAAUCCCAAAAGGUCCUGCACGAGGUGGAGAAGGUCCGCAGCAGGAAGAGGGAAGCUGAGGAGGAAUACAGAAACUCUAUGCCGGCGUCGAGUUACCAGCAGCAAAAAUUGCGCGUUUGCGAGGUUUGCUCGGCUUAUUUGGGUCUCCACGACAACGACCGACGUCUGGCCGACCACUUCGGUGGCAAGCUCCACUUGGGCUUCAUCCUAAUCCGAGAGAAGCUUGACAAUCUUAAGAAAACGGUUGUGGAAAAGCAGGAGAAACGAAACCAGGAUCGCCUUAAGAGGCGGGAAGAACGAGAGAAGGAGGAGAAGAUGAAAAAGCGGACGAGAUCCCGCAGCAGAGAGCAUAAACGGUCUCGUUCCCGCGAGCGAAGGAGGCGUCGCUCGCGCUCCUCGUCGCGAGACAAGCGCCGUUCGCGCUCCCGAUCUCGCGACAGGAAGCGGCGUCAGCGUUCACGCUCCCGAAGCCGAGGCCACCGUCACAGCCGUGAGCAGAGCUCUAGACAUAAGUCAUCCAGAGACCGCGAACGUUCUUCCAGGGACAGAUCGCAGGGACGCGAGCGGCGGGACGGCGUCAACGGCAGGUCGGACUCUCGCAGGGGGGACGACAGAGAAGACCCGUGAAGGUCCCCACCGCAUCCGCCAUUUUUGUUUUGGUUAGAUUCCUCUUUUCUUUGCAUUAACCCACCUGAAACUUCUUAAGUAAAAAAAAAAAAAAAAAAAGUUUAUCAAGCUACUGUUUCUCACAAAUUUGUGAUAUGGUGGCUUUUCUUUAUCCAAUAAACGAGAGGAGGAAUUUGUGAAUAUUUUAUUUAAUCGUUUGUAUAAAACCAGCGUGGUUUUGUUCCUUGUGUUUGGUUUGUUCAGUCUUAGAAAAGCUCUUAAAUUUCCCCGUAUGUCAGCCAUGUUUUUUGGUGGGGUAGGCUUCUAUAUGUAGAAAAAUAAUUCGGUGGAAAUGUUUGCAAGUUGUCUCAUUGGUUGCCAUUGACGGAGAUAGUCGUCCAAAUCAUUUUGACUGUGAGUAACAGUCAGUCAUGAACGAUGGUAUUUUACAGUACAUGUUAGCAAUGGACACAGCAAUAGUUUGGAUGCCGUUGACGGCUCUAGACGUCCAAUCCGUUUCAAUAAUUCACUGUCAACUCUCCCACUUCAAUUGGAUUGGACGCCCACUAAAUACUCAUUUAAAUUCACAGCAGAAGGAUGAUGAGCGACAUGAUGGGACGUCUAUCAUCGUCAAUCUCGCUUGAAAGAGUUCAUUUUUGUUAAAGUUCAUUUAUACAUUUUUUUGUGUGUGGGGGAGGGUCGUGUUGGGAAAAGAAGCAAAAAAUUUGUACAUGCCGUAUUGAAAAAGAAAAUGGGCUGAAUUGCUUUGUAAUUAAAUGCAGAUUGUCGCCUUACAUGAAAUGUCAUCUGGGAUUCAUUCACCCCCCCAAAAAAUAUUCUCAAUGAAACCAUAUUAAAAUCUUGAUUGCA
Molecule: messenger RNA, 5127 nt
Organism: Corythoichthys intestinalis (scribbled pipefish)
Lineage: Eukaryota; Metazoa; Chordata; Actinopteri; Syngnathiformes; Syngnathidae
Gene: luc7l
Product: LUC7-like (S. cerevisiae)
Exons: 11
Coding region: 3202-4278 (358 amino acids)
Biological process (GO): mRNA splice site recognition
Cellular component (GO): U2-type prespliceosome; U1 snRNP
Molecular function (GO): mRNA binding
Source: RefSeq, a predicted model, not a curated record